Notechis scutatus (mainland tiger snake) is the source of this 1821-nucleotide messenger RNA. RefSeq names its product protein disulfide isomerase family A member 3 (gene PDIA3). Lineage: Eukaryota; Metazoa; Chordata; Lepidosauria; Squamata; Elapidae. The record is from RefSeq and is a predicted model, not a curated record. Gene Ontology annotation, biological process: response to endoplasmic reticulum stress; protein folding. Gene Ontology annotation, molecular function: protein disulfide isomerase activity. Gene Ontology annotation, cellular component: cell surface; endoplasmic reticulum.
AGCCCCGCGCUGAGGCGAUCGCCGGGGAAAGUGAAACCCGUCGCCGCUCCCGCCCGUCCUCUCCGCUGGGUCUCAUGGCGACGCUGCUCCUCGCGCUGCUUCUCGCCGCGGCGGCCUGGCCUGCCCGCGCUUCCGACGUGCUGGAGCUGAGCGAUGAUGACUUCGACAGCGGCCUAGCCGACCGCAACGUCGCCCUCGUCGAGUUCUACGCGCCCUGGUGCGGCCAUUGCAAGCGCCUGGCGCCCGAGUACGAGGCGGCGGCCACGCGGCUGAAGGGAAUCGUCCCCUUGGUGAAGGUCGACUGCACGGCCAAUUCGGAGACUUGCAACAAGUACGGGGUGAGCGGCUACCCGACGCUGAAGAUCUUCCGCAACGGGGAGGAGUCUGGCGCUUACGACGGGCCCAGGACAGCCGAUGGAAUUGUGAGCCAUCUAAAGAAACAGGCCGGGCCUGCCUCGGUCCCCCUUUCUCCUGAGGGCUUUGAGAAGUUCAUCAAUGAAAAGGAUGCUGCUGUGGUGGGAUUCUUCAGGGAGCUGUUCGGUGAUGCACAUUCAGAAUACAUGAAAGCAGCAAGCAAUUUGAGGGACCAUUACCGCUUUGGGCAUGUCAGUGAUGAGGAUCUCAUUAAGAAAUAUGAACCAGAUGGCGAGGGCAUUGUCAUGUUCCGUCCACAACACCUUGCAAACAAGUUUGAGGACAAUUCUGUGCGAUAUACAGAAGAAAAAAUCACAACUGGCAAGAUCAAGAAGUUUCUUCAAGAGAACAUCUUUGGUUUAUGCCCACACAUGACUGAAGACAAUAAAGAAUUGAUCCAAGGGAAAGAUAUUUUAGUGGCUUAUUAUGACAUAGAUUAUGAAAAGAAUCCCAAAGGCUCUAAUUAUUGGCGCAAUAGAGUGAUGAAGGUUGCUCGGAGUUUCCUGGAUGCUGGACACAAGCUUAAUUUUGCUGUUGCAAGUCGAAAGACUUUUGGCCAUGAACUCACAGAGUUUGGGCUUGAUGGUUCUACCAGUGAUGUCCCCGUUGUUGCUAUCAGAACAGCCAAAGGAGAAAAAUUCGCCAUGCAGGAGGAAUUUUCCCGUGAUGGUAAAGCCUUGGAGAGAUUCCUUCAGGAUUAUUUUGAUGGAAAGCUGAAAAGAUACCUGAAAUCAGAGCCUAUUCCAGAGAACAAUGAUGGUCCGGUGAAGGUAGUUGUGGCUGAAAAUUUUGAUGAAAUAGUAAACGCAGAGAACAAGGAUGUGCUUGUAGAGUUCUAUGCCCCGUGGUGUGGCCACUGCAAGAAUCUUGAACCCAAAUACAAGGAGCUGGGGGAGAAGCUUAACAAAGACCCCCACAUUGUUAUAGCUAAGAUGGAUGCCACAGCCAAUGAUGUGCCUUUACCUUAUGAAGUCAAAGGCUUCCCUACAAUUUACUUUUCUCCUGCUGGUAGCAAGCAAAAUCCAAAGAAGUACGAGGGCGGGCGUGAGGUGAGCGACUUUGUCAGCUAUCUGAAGAGGGAGGCCACGUAUCCACCAAUUCUACAAGAAGAUGAAAAGCCCAAGAAGAAGAAGAAGAAGGUGCCGAAAGAAGACCUGUGAGAGCCUUGUUCAGAGAGCCUGGCGGCUGCUCUGGAAAAAAGGCCAGGGCUCCGUGGUGCAGCUUCGUUGCUGGAAAGCAAAAUCCUUCCGGCAGAGGAGAGCCGGUGGCUGCUGUCCUACUUCUUUACCUGCCCCUUGUGUCUUAGCUGCACUUGCCAUGGAUGCCCUGGACUGGAGGGGGGGUGUUGUUUUCUAAUUUUUUUUGUACAUUUGGAGGAAUGAACGAAUAAACGAACCCUUGCCCCCC